This is a messenger RNA of Trifolium pratense (red clover), 3586 nucleotides long. RefSeq names its product probable inactive leucine-rich repeat receptor-like protein kinase At3g03770. Lineage: Eukaryota; Viridiplantae; Streptophyta; Magnoliopsida; Fabales; Fabaceae. The coding region runs from base 1075 to 3348 and encodes 757 amino acids. Gene Ontology annotation, molecular function: ATP binding; receptor serine/threonine kinase binding; protein kinase activity. The record is from RefSeq and is a predicted model, not a curated record. The transcript is spliced from 9 exons. Gene Ontology annotation, biological process: protein phosphorylation.
CAUGGCCCAUCACUCAUGUUUUUUUUUACUUUGUCUUCUAUGCUUCAGAAUUUAUAUUCCAUUUUUUCUUUGUUGAGAAUUGUUACCAAAGAAAGCUACAUUAAUUUUUCAUCAAUAUCCAUUUUCUUCACUGAACCAUAGAAGCAUUCUUUGUAAAGAUUUGCACUUGAAACCAUCCCAGUUGAAAAUUAUCUAUCUGCUAUAACUUGAGCAUGAGCUUCAGCUGAAAUAAAUAGCAUCCAAAAAGAAAGAGUACCAUGGUGGAACCAGUUAUUAAUGCAUUAACUUCAGGUAUGCCCCACUUUUCAUGUCUUGGAUUCUGAGCAAAGGCCACACCACACUUGAUCUUUCUUUUGUUUAUUUUUUGUUUUUGUUUUCACAACUAGUAUCCGGUCUGCUGGACCACUUAAUCUGGUUCGGGGUCAGUUAUGACAUUAAGUAGUUCUAGCCCCCUUCCAAUUGCAGUUGCGGGGAAUUGAAUUGUGAUCCUCCUUACCAAGUCCAACGUCAAUCACCACCAGACCAACUAACAAUUUGAAAUUUUAUCUUUCUUUUGUUUAUUGAUAUAUAGUCACAUAUAUAGUAGCAUUUAUUUUCCUUCAUUUAUCACCAACAAUAUUCAUCUUGGUUUAGUCCUUUUAUUCAACACUUAGCUGUUUUCUGAAGUCUAUAAACAAUCUAUGCAUUAAAGUUUGCACAACUACCCCUUGUGAACACUUCAAAAUGAGGUAGACAAUUGGAUAGUAGAUCAGAUGAAUCUAAGACCGUAUAUUUUGUAGUAAGGAGAGUAGAUCAGAUGAGAUGAGGAUUGAGGAGUCCAAUUGGUAGGAAAACUAGUAUGAAUGAAAUACCCUUAUAAUUAAGGUCAAUUAUUUUGCCAUAGACAUGAUUCGUCUGAUCCAUGUAGCCGACCUCACAUAGUAGAAUAAGAACUUAUUGCUAUCAUGGUUGUUGUUUGGUGUAAGUUUCUAGUUUUUAACUAUUUUAAUGGAGCCUCCUUUUCAUUUAUUUAGGACAGGUUUUCAACUAUUUUAAUUGUUCCUCUUUGAAGCAUUUCCAAUAUAGAAGUUUUUCAUGGAGUUUCAUGGCUUGGUUUUGCUAUUUUGUUAUGCUUGGUAUCUCUUUUAUAUGGGAAUUUGCAGUGCUCAGUUACAGUCCUCUCAGACACAAGUUCUUCUCCAAUUACAAAAACACUUAGAAUAUCCAACACAAUUAGAAAUAUGGAAAGAUCAUAAAUCAGAACUUUGCUUUAUGUCUUCAACACAAGUCAAAAUCACAUGCAAAGACAAUUUUGUCACAGAGCUAAGUAUUGUUGGUGAUAAGCCGAAAAAUGGUAGAGAUUUUGAUGGUUUUGCUAUUCCAAAUCAAACACUAUCACAAAGCUUCUCAAUGGACUCAUUUGUUGCCACUCUAGCAAGGCUAACUAGCUUGAAAGUUCUUCAUCUUGUUUCUUUGGGAAUUUGGGGACCAUUUCCAAAUACCAUUCAUAGACUCUUUUCACUUGAAUAUUUGAAUUUGAAUUCAAAUUUUCUUUAUGGAUCAAUCCCUCCAAAAAUCUCUACUAUGGUCAACCUUAAAUCUCUUAUGUUAGGUGAUAACUUCUUCAAUGGUACCAUCCCAAACUUGUUCAAUUCAUCAAAUAUUCUCUCAGUUCUUAGUUUGAAAAAUAAUAAGUUGAAGGGUCCAUUUCCAUUUUCAAUCCUUAGUAUCACAACCUUGACUAUCAUUGACAUGUCAAGAAAUCAAAUAUCAGGUAAUUUGCAAGAUUUUACUGGUUUGAGUAUCUUGGAACAACUAGAUUUAAGAGAAAAUGAAUUAGAUUCCGAUUUACCUGAUAUGCCUAAAGAGUUGAAAAUGCUUUUCCUCAAUCGGAACUCCUUCUCGGGUCAAAUUCCACAACACUAUGGUCAACUAAAUAAGCUUGAGCAGCUUGAUAUUUCCUUCAAUGCACUCACAGGAACUACUCCUUCUCAACUGUUUUCUUUUCCUAAUAUCAGUUACUUGAAUUUAGGAUCCAACAUGCUGAGUGGAACACUUCAAAAUGACAUAAAAUGUGGCCAUAAUCUUCGUUUUGUUGAUAUAUCAAACAAUAGGUUUGUUGGAGACUUUCCUUCUUCUCUAAUCAAUGUGUCAGAAAAUAGGGUUGUUAAGAGUGAUGGAAACUGUUUAUCUGGGAGUUUGAAGCACCAGCAUGCAGUAUCUUAUUGCACAAAGACGAAGUCGCACCAAGUUGGUUUUUUUGUUGGCGUGAUUGUUGGAAUUCUUGUCAUCAUUGUGCUUUUGGGUUUAUGCAUUGUUGUUACUUGUAAAAGGUAUUACUCUAAGGGGAUUUCAGAACAGCACCUAUUGCAUAAAUCAGUUCAAGAUAGCUUCUCAACAGGAUUCUCAUCUGAGCUUAUUGCAAAUGCAAGGUAUGUUUCUGAAGCUUCAAAGUUAGGCAGAGAAGAUCUUCCCCCAUGCCGAUCAUAUUCAUUUGAAGAGCUUAAGGAAGCAACAAAUAACUUUGACAAUUCUACUUUUCUUGGUGAAAAUAUAUAUGGGAAGCUGUAUAGAGGAAAAUUGGAGAGUGGGAUAGCUGUUGUUAUAAGGUGCAUACCUUUGUCAAAAAAGUACUCAAUUCGGAAUUUCAAAUUAAGGCUGGAUUUGCUUGCGAAGCUCCGUCAUGCUCAUUUGGUAUCCCUCUUGGGUCAUUGCAUUGAUGGCAUUUUAGGAGAGCGUAUCGACUCCAAAGUAUUUCUCAUUUAUGAAUGUGUGUCAAAUGGGAGUUUCCAAACUUAUCUCUCAGGAGAUAGUUGUGGAAAGAUUUUCAAUUGGCCAGAAAGAUUGUCAGUUUUAAUCAGUGUUGCUAAGGCUGUUCAUUUCCUACACACUGGAAUGAUACCUGGUUUCUUCAAAAAUAGACUUAAGACCAACAAUAUUUUGCUUAAUGAAAAUUGGAUGCCAAAGUUGAGUGACUAUGGAUUGUCCAUUAUCUCAGAAGAAACUGAUGCAAGUGGGGUAAAAGAAGAAAGUCCUAAUUCGUGGCAAAUGAAAAAGUUAGAGGAUGAUAUUUAUAGCUUUGGAUUCAUACUACUUGAGGCACUAGUUGGACCUUCAAUGUCUGCUAAAAAAGAAGCAACUGUGCUAAAUGCGAUGGCUUCCUUCAAUAGUCAAGAUGACUGGAAACAAAUAGUGGAGCCAGUUGUGCAAGCUACUUGUUGCAAAGAAUCUCUAUCAAUUGUGGUUUCUAUAACUAACAAGUGCAUUUCGACCGAGUCGUGGAGUCGACCAUCUAUCGAGGAUGUCCUUUGGAACUUGCAGUAUGCUUCUCAGGUCCAGAGAACAGCUGAUGGGGAUCACAGAAUUUGAUACUCCCACUAUCAGUGAGAAUCACUUCUGAUUUUUUGCUUCAAUAUUUCAUCUUUUGAUGAAAUACUUAAAGGGGUAGGAAUGUAUUGGCUGCAUGCUCCAAUUCAGCCAACUUUCAUAUAUACCAAGCAUUUUCAUUUGUAUAGUAUAUAGUAUAUAUUAUAUUUAGAUAUUAUCUUAUGAAUGGAAGAUGAAUUUACCUUUUUGAAUGAACAAAUAAAACUUGUGAUAACAUCGA